Molecule: messenger RNA, 1709 nt
Organism: Hippocampus comes (tiger tail seahorse)
Lineage: Eukaryota; Metazoa; Chordata; Actinopteri; Syngnathiformes; Syngnathidae
Gene: uqcc1
Product: ubiquinol-cytochrome c reductase complex assembly factor 1
Exons: 9
Coding region: 123-977 (284 amino acids)
Biological process (GO): mitochondrial respiratory chain complex III assembly
Cellular component (GO): mitochondrion
Source: RefSeq, a predicted model, not a curated record
GUCGGACGCAAGUGCGUGUGGAACACUCAAAUCAGUUGAGUUGACAUUGACUGCGAGCGACGCUGAGCAGCUGUUAGCCUCCGAAAGUUCGGCACUGCUCGGCCGUGGUUUCCGUGCGGGUCAUGUGGGCCCUGUGGCUCGCGUCCCGGCGGCCGCUGCAGUCUGCCGUCAGAACCGUCGGAACCGACCUCCUGUCCCACAAGGUUCGUCUGCAGGUUUCCCAGCAGGUGUCUUCUGUCAGCAGACCCUGUGCGGUCCCCUUGACGACAACAUGGUGGCGCCCGCUGCACCUGAACACACAGAUGUGCAGCGUGAAGGAGACGCCGGCGCCCACCGAGGAGGAGGUUGGCGGUUUCACCAAGCUGAUUGAGGCCAUGGGUUUCACAGGACCCCUGAAGUACAACAAAUGGAAAAUCAAGAUUGCAGCCUUGCGCAUGUACACGUGCUGCGUGGAGAGGGUCAACUAUGACGACUUCUUUGACAGGUGCUCGCUGCCUGACACGCUCAACUCUUGGUUCCUGGUGGCGCAGCUGCAUGUGUGGAUGUGUCUGGUGCGGAUGCGUCAGGAGGGCCGAGCGGGCAAGUACAUGUGUCGCUACGUCGUUCACUCCAUGUGGGAGGACGUCGAACAGCGCAGCAAGAUCAUGGGGAUCGAUGCCAUCCAUCGAAAGGAAGCCCUCAAAGCCAUGACCGAGACGUUCUACGCCGCUUUGUUUGGAUACGACGAGGGCGUCCUGUCCAGUGACUGCAUCCUGGCCGCCGCCCUGUGGAGAAACUUGUUUAACUGUCAGUGUGAGGACUCUGCCCAGCUGGAGCUCAUGGUGGAGUACGUGCGCAAGCAGAUGCAGUUCAUUGACUCUUUGGACGGCGAAGACUUACUUCUGACUGGAGAAGUCAAGUGGCGCCCCCUACUGGAGGAGAAUGCUCAGAGCAUCCUGAAAGUGGCCACGCCCACAUACAAUGACGCUGGACUCUGACUUUCUGUCUCCAUAGAAACAACAAUCCUUGUUUGUUUUCACGUUUACGCCGCCGCUGACCACACUGUGGGGCCCUCGCUUUUGUGGGAAGGGAUGUCAUUGCUCCAAUGUCAUAAGUCUAAUGUAACUUGUUCUGACGAAGUGAAUUCGAGGAUUUUUUUUUUCACAUUUGUUUUGUCUUUCCGACGCCUCAUUAGGUGUGUGUCUGUCUGUGUGUGUCAAAUAAAAAGUUCAACUGACAGUCCGGUUAUGCCCUGUCCAUGUUUACAUUCUGUAAAAUGUGUAAAAUCCCUUCCUCUUCACCUGCAUGAAUGGAGAAGAGAACCAUCACAUCGCUUUGGAAACUAUAAAUGGUUAUUUAUUUAUUUUUUUAUCACAUGUCACCAUAGAGCCACCAAAGAUGACAGCCAAUGUUUAGGCUUAAUUUACAUAUAUCGCUUGCGUUGGUACAAAACCUGUCAAGCCGAUGAAUUCUAUUUUUUUCUUCCUAUCUAUAGUACUGUAUUUUAAUAUUGGCCAGUCCGCAUGUGGGGGUGUUUUUAUUUUUACAAAUUGACCAAUCUGUCGAAAAUAGCUUGCUUUCUUUAGCGAUUCAAUGUUAUUGUGAAAACGAACGUGGUGUUUUUGGGGUCUCAUGAAAAAUGAGGAUUUUGUAGGUAAGGAGGGUUCACCUGAUGCUAGCGAUAUAUUUGUAUAAUAUAGUGAUCUGUUUAUUAAAAUUGUGUCUGAAGA